AUGGAGGCGAGAAAGCUAAAUGUGAGGAGAGUGCGAGGUAGUAGUGAACAAGGUGAGAAUGAAUCUCCUGCAGAAUCCCAGGACAGCGUCCCCAGUUGUCCUCUGUCCGCCCUCCUUCGUCUCUAUGUGUACGCACUGCAUGGCUGCCUGUGUGAGGUGGCCUUCACCGCUGUGUGGGACUGGUGCAGCACCCAGGACAGACGACUGGCGGGUCACAGCAGCCUGUGGGCGCUGCCGAUGUACGCCACUGCCAUCUACCUGAUGGAGAGCCUGAGGGCCGUGCUGCUGGCUCGCUCACUGCCUGUGCGACUGACGGCCUACACCAUGUUCAUCUACUUCUGGGAGUUGAGCUGGGGGCUGGGGCUGAGGCUGCUGGGGGCCUGUCCAUGGGACUACUCAAAUUAUAGGUACAACCUGGGAGGACUGGUGACCCUGGAGUACGCUGUGCCCUGGGCUGUGGCAGCACUUAUAGCAGAGCAGCAUGUGAUCAGGAACACUCUGAGGAUAAGGCUGCACAACUGA
Stegastes partitus (bicolor damselfish) is the source of this 522-nucleotide messenger RNA. RefSeq names its product transmembrane protein 229b-like. The transcript is spliced from 2 exons. The coding region runs from base 1 to 522 and encodes 173 amino acids. Lineage: Eukaryota; Metazoa; Chordata; Actinopteri; Pomacentridae. The record is from RefSeq and is a predicted model, not a curated record.